UGUCAGCUUUUCCACAAAAACAGAGCUUCUUUGAAUUGCCCACCACCUACAACACCACCUUUCCUCUUUCCACUCUCUCUCUAAACCCUCUGCUUCUUCCAUGGAGGUUUCGAAACGUUUCUCUCUCUACAUUUUCCUCCUCUGCUUCCUCCUACCCUUAAACAGCACCCCCACUGAGUCUGUUUCUGCAGAUGUCGAGCUUCUCCUGGGAAAAAUCAAAGCUUCACUGCAAGGUAACUCUCAGAACUUGCUCUUAUCUUCCUGGAACUCCUCUGUGCCUCUCUGUCAAUGGAGGGGACUCAAAUGGGUUUUCUCCAACGGCUCUAUUUUGCUCUGCACUGACCUAACCUCCCCCCAAUGGACCAAUUUGUCUCUCUCCAGAGACCCAUCUCUCCACCUUUUCUCCCUUCAGCUCCCAUCUGCCAAUCUCUCUGGUUCGCUCCCCAGAGAGCUGGGGGAGUUCUCAAUGCUCCAAAGUUUGUACCUUAACAUCAAUUUCCUCAGUGGGACCGUACCAUUGGAACUUGGGUACAGCUCUUCCCUCUCUGACAUUGAUUUGGGAGGAAAUUUGUUGAAUGGGGUUUUACCACCCUCGAUUUGGAACUUGUGUGACAAUCUGAUUUCCCUUCGGGUUCAUGCAAAUUCGCUGUCCGGGUCGGUUCCUGAACCUGCAUUGCGAAACUCCAGCUGCAAGAAUUUUCAGUUUCUUGAUUUUGGUGGAAACAAGUUUUCUGGGAAUUUCCCAGAGUUUGUAACCCAGUUUGGUGGGCUUAAAGAGCUUGAUCUUGGGAGUAACAUGUUUUCGGGUCCGAUUCCUGAGGGUUUAGCGCAGUUAAACCUCGAAAAAUUGAACCUUUCACAUAAUAAUUUUAGUGGGGUGUUGCCUGUUUUUGGUGGAUCAAAGUUUGGUGUGGAGGCCUUUGAGGGUAACAACCCUGGACUUUGUGGGGCACCUUUGAAAAGUUGCAGUGGAAGCUCUGGGUUGAGUCCCGGGGCAAUUGCCGGCAUCGUUAUCAGUUUGAUGACUGCAACUGUGGUUUUGGCUUCAUUGUGUAUUGGAUAUGUGCAAAACAAGAAGAAAAACAGCAGGGAAGAGAGUGAAGAUGAGUUGGAGGAAGAAGAAGAUGAGGAAAGUGGCGGUGGUGGGGGUGGUGAUCAAGGGAGGCUUAUUUUGUUUCAGGGCGGCGAGCAUUUGACGUUGGAGGAUGUGUUGAAUGCCACAGGACAAGUUUUGGAGAAGACGAGCUAUGGGACUCUUUACAAGGCAAAGCUUUCAGAUGGAGUGACCAUUACUUUGAGGUUGUUGAGGGAAGGUAGUUGCAAGGAUGGGAGCUCUUGUCUUCCUGUGGUGAAACAAUUGGGGAGGAUUCGGCAUGAGAAUUUGAUUCCGCUGAGAGCUUUCUACCAGGGGAAGAGAGGGGAGAAGCUUCUGAUAUAUGACCAUCUUCCUCACAGAAGCCUUCAUGAUCUUUUACAUGAAACCAGAGCGGGAAAACCUGUGCUGAACUGGGCUCGGCGACACAAGAUUGCACUGGGAAUAGCUCGAGGACUAGCGUAUCUUCAUACCGGUCUUGAAACACCUAUCACUCAUGGGACAGUAAAAUCUAAGAAUGUGCUAGUGGAUGAAUUUUCUGUAGCUAGGCUCACAGAAUUUGGGCUUGACAAGCUAAUGAUCCCUACAGUAGCUGAUGAAAUGGUGGCAGUUGCAAAGAAUGACGGUUACAAGGCACCAGAGCUUCAAAAGAUGAAGAAAUGUAGUUCAAGGACAGAUGUUUAUGCAUUUGGAAUUCUUCUGUUGGAAAUUUUGAUAGGCAAGAAGCCUGGUAAAACUGGGAGGAGUGGAGAAUUUGUGGAUUUGCCUUCGAUGGUGAAAGUUGCAGUCUUGGAGGAGACGACACUGGAGGUUUUCGAUGUGGAGGUACUGAAGGGGGUGAGGAGUCCCAUGGAAGAAGGUCUUUUUCAGGCUCUGAAGCUCGCAAUGGGUUGCUGUGCACCGGUUGCAUCGGUUAGGCCCUCCAUGGAUGAAGUUGUGAAGCAGUUGGAGGAGAACAGGCCAAGGAAUAGGUCUACUUUGUACAGCCCCACAGAGACGAGGAGUGAGAUUGGUACCCCAUUUUGAAGCUGCCAUUUCUUCAAAAAUGUUCAAAAUUAUGACUUACAUUAAAUUGAAGGCUUCUUUCGUUCGCUCGCUCGCACUAACGCUUGCUCUUUUAUUUAUUAGCCUAAGCGUCUUCGCAGUUGAAAAUGUUAUGCAUCUCUGAUUCAGUAGAGAAUUGCAGGACUUCAUGGUGAUAGGAUUUCUUCAUUUGGUGCUUAUAUUUUUAGGAUGAAAAAUCAAUUCAUGGUCUGUGUUUUGUGAUGA
Molecule: messenger RNA, 2362 nt
Organism: Pyrus x bretschneideri (Chinese white pear)
Lineage: Eukaryota; Viridiplantae; Streptophyta; Magnoliopsida; Rosales; Rosaceae
Product: putative kinase-like protein TMKL1
Exons: 2
Coding region: 101-2119 (672 amino acids)
Biological process (GO): protein phosphorylation
Molecular function (GO): protein binding; ATP binding; protein kinase activity
Source: RefSeq, a predicted model, not a curated record